GCAACAACAAACACCAAGGGUACAAAUGAUCAAUUACAAUCCUCAGAUUGAUCGCUCAUUUUACAUGUCUAAACAACCACGACCAGUUGGUAAUUUUCCAGGUCCACCCCCGAUGAUGCCACCAGGACCAUUCGGACCUCCAUUCUUCGGUGGACCGCAUUUCAAUAUGUAUGAUGCGAAUAUGCUACCAAUUCAACCUCCAAUGUUACCACCGGAGAUGCAUCCCAUGGGAAAUCCUUACAUGAACGUUCCUCAUGAAUGGAAUCCUGCACUUGCUGGGCCAUAUGGUCGUCCAAAUGUAAGGAGUGUAUGGGGAGAAUCGUUUAAUGCACCUCCGGAGAUGGGCGGUGGACCAUCUCUAUUCAAUCAACAACCAAAUACUGGAAGUACUUUUUUAUCACGUCCCACUCAGCAAAAUGAUAACUCUCCGAUAUCCCAGACUGGAUUUGAAAAUAAUAACUCUCUUUGGACUAAAAACCAGUGGGGAAAUAUGACUGGUGGAGAAGGAUCGAGUGAGAAUAAAUCGAACGAACAACAACUUGAUCAAAAAAGAACAAACAAUAGACCUUCGACGUUUGUUCCUGCACCUCAACAACGUGAAGGCCCAUUUUUCAAUUCGAAUACAUCCGGAUUGCCAAUGAUGCCUCCUCAUAUGUUUCCAGGAUUCGUUCCACCACCGAUCUCGGGGCCGUCUUCUGGUCCUCGACGUAAUAAUAAUAACCAAAUAUUUCCAGGACCAGUACCUCCUGAGCACGUCAAUUUGCCACGUAUGAACAUGAUGCCACCUCCAAUUAUGGGAUUUCCUCAACAACCUACACCACUAAAUGGUGCCAUAAGGCCUCCAAAGUCCUCAGAGUUAUUUGAUCCAAAUAAUUCAACACAAGCCUCAAAUGUUUCUGUAUCUACUCCUGACACCAUCUUACCAACUUCUCAACCGCCUUCAAGUACAUCAGCGUUAGUGCGAUCGUUGAGCCUUUCUUCAAACCAUUCACAAGGGAAAAAUCAGAGUAAUCAUCAUCGUGCAUCUUCCACAUCACCAUCAGGAACUAGCAAAAAGAAAGAAAGUGGUGUGCUUUUGUUUGAUUAUUCCAUGCAAGUACCGUAUGAGGGUGUUAAGCCUAGCGAAGCUAACGAACCGCCACAACCAAAUCAUAUCAUCGAACUUUAUGAUUUUGCUGAAUCUGACAAUUUAAUUGAUAUUACAUUUGCUAAUGCAACUAUUAAAAUGAUUUAUCCUCUCCCAAAUUCAUCUAAUAAGCGGCCAACAAUUUUAGCUAUAUUUAAGACUUCGCGUGAGGCUAACAAAGCAAUGCAAAAUUUCAAAGGUGUAAGAUUCAAAAUCAAGACAUGGGAGCCUUUGGUGAAAAAUAAUGAAGGUAAUGUCACACCACCAACUGUUGUCGACUAG
Dentiscutata erythropus is the source of this 1408-nucleotide messenger RNA. The record is from the annotation of a GenBank genome assembly. NCBI's taxonomy places the organism in Eukaryota, Fungi, Glomeromycota, Glomeromycetes, Diversisporales, Gigasporaceae.